UCAUGUUAUCCGGAUCAUACCACUGAUAUCUUCUACACAGAUUUCCAUUCAAUAGACGAUCUACCUAUUUCAGUUGCCUUCCCUAACUUCUUUCUAGUGCAGCUUAGUCCUGUCUUUUGUCUUUUGAUCUCUCGACCGUUUUUGAAUUCCUGUAGAGUAUGAGACAGCAGUAGUGAGACACACAGCCAUGUCUUUCACAUCCAUUCCGAUCCUCGACCUCGCCUUGGCGCAGGAUCCCGAGACGAAACCACAGUUUCUCAUCGAUUUGCGCCAUGCACUCAUGGAAGUUGGGUUCCUGUACCUCAAAAACGUCGGUAUUCCCGACGAACUGUUCAAAAGGGUGAUUAAAGAAGGCAAGGGCUUCUUUGAAAUACCCACCGAGGAAAAACUAAAAAUCGAGAUGAAGAACGCCAAGUCCUUCCUCGGCUACUCCCAACUCUCAGCAGAAAUCACAGCAGGCAAGAUAGACCACCGCGAACAAAUCGACCUCUCGACAGAACACCCGCUGCCGGGACCAAACGACCCGCUCUACUACAACCUCCUCGCCCCAAACCAGUGGCCCUCUGAAUCCGCUCUCCCGGGCUUCCGCGCCACGUUCACAGAGUACAUGAACCGCAUGGGCCAAAUCUCCAUCGCCUUCACCUCUCUCAUCGCCGAGGCCAUUAAGCUGCCCGCCGACGCCUUCAACAAGUACUUUGACGCCAACCAGCAGCACAAGCUCAAGAUCGUAAAGUACCCAGACCUCCAGGAACUCGGCAUCACGGACCCCAAGAUCCAGGGGCAAGGCGUUGGUCCGCACAAGGAUAGUAUGCUGAGCAGCUACCUCUUGCAAGCGAGCCACCACCGCGGGCUGCAGGUGCAAAACGUCCGCGGCGAAUGGAUCGACGCGCCGCCCGUCGAGGGCACGUUGGUUGUGGCCAUCGGGCAGGGGUUAGAGGCGCUGACGCGGGGUGUCUGCGUGUCGACGACGCACCGCGUGCUCAGCCCGCCCGCCGGCGAGGGCGCGCGGUUCUCGAUCCCAUUCUUCCAGGGGGUGAGAGGGGACGCUGAUUUUGAGGACCUCGAGACCGUCGGGGUCGGGCGGGUGCCGGAGGAUAUCCGGGAGCAGAGGCGUCUUGUGCUUGAGAGGAACGGCGGGACGAGGCUUGAUGAUGUCGAGUUUACGUUCCGGAAGGGCGGGGUGGCCAAGACGCUUGGGGAGGCGACGUUGAGGAAUCGGAUCAAGAGUCAUCCGGACGUGGGGGAGAGGUGGUAUCCGGAUAUUCUGGCUGCUAUUCGCGAGGAGCAGGCUAGAGCUGCUACUGCUGCUGCUGGCGGGAAGAAGGAUGUGAAGGGUGUUCCGGAGGUUUCGUCGGUUCCUGUUCCAGCGCAUUGAGAACUCGUAGUGAGAGCGAUAUGUAAGCCUCAUGAGGGUCCUCUCUCCUCUCGCGGUAGUAGUAACUCUAUAGACCCAUAUCUGGAUGAACUCGUCGGUUGUACCCGCCGAGAAUCCAGCUCGCACCAUGAAGUCAGCAAUUUCACACAGGUCAUGAGAGCAAAUAAGCUCGGCCACGAU
Molecule: messenger RNA, 1555 nt
Organism: Colletotrichum scovillei
Lineage: Eukaryota; Fungi; Ascomycota; Sordariomycetes; Glomerellales; Glomerellaceae
Product: 2OG-Fe(II)oxygenase superfamily protein
Exons: 2
Coding region: 188-1375 (395 amino acids)
Molecular function (GO): dioxygenase activity
Source: RefSeq, a predicted model, not a curated record